This is a messenger RNA of Exophiala bonariae, 921 nucleotides long. RefSeq lists its product as uncharacterized. The transcript is spliced from 4 exons. NCBI's taxonomy places the organism in Eukaryota, Fungi, Ascomycota, Eurotiomycetes, Chaetothyriales, Herpotrichiellaceae. Bases 1 to 921 code for a protein of 306 amino acids. Gene Ontology annotation, cellular component: cytosolic large ribosomal subunit. The record is from RefSeq and is a predicted model, not a curated record. Gene Ontology annotation, biological process: ribosomal large subunit assembly; ribosome biogenesis; cytoplasmic translation. Gene Ontology annotation, molecular function: structural constituent of ribosome; large ribosomal subunit rRNA binding.
AUGGGGGGCAAAUCCGGCACAAAAGCUGUCUACUUCGACAAGCUCAAGGGCUUGCUCGAUGACGUCGACAAUGUCUCCUCCCAACAGAUGCACGAGAUCCGAUCCGCCCUUCGAGGUGAGGCCGUUGUGUUGAUGGGCAAGAACACCAUGGUUCGCCGUGCUCUCAAGGGAUUCAUUGGUGACAACCCAGAGUUCGAACGUCUCCUUCCUCACGUCAAGGGAAAUGUUGGCUUCAUCUUCACCAACGGUGAUUUGAAGACUAUUCGAGAUAAGAUUCUUUCCAACAGAGUCGCUGCGCCUGCUCGUGCUGGGGCUGUUGCACCUCUCGAUGUCUACGUCCCAGCAGGAAACACUGGUAUGGAACCCGGCAAGACAUCUUUCUUCCAGGCUCUCGGUGUCCCCACCAAGAUUGCUCGUGGAACCAUUGAAAUCACCACCGAUCUCAAGUUGGUUGAGGCCGGCGCAAAAGUCGGUGCCUCCGAGGCCACUCUUCUCAACAUGUUGAACAUUUCUCCUUUUACCUAUGGCAUGAAGGUUCAACAGGUCUACGAGGAGGGUAACACAUUCCACCCAAGUGUGUUGGACAUCGAAGAAAGCCAAUUGCUCAAGGCACUGUCUUCUGCUAUUGCCACGAUCACCACCAUCUCCCUUGCCGCCAACUACCCUACUCUUCCAUCUGUCAUCCACAGCUUGCUCAACGGUUACAAGAACGUUAUCUCGGUUGCCAUUGAGACUGACUACAGCUGGGAGGCUAUUGAUGAGCUCAAGGACCGCAUUGCCAAUCCUGAUGCUUAUGCUGCCGCCGCUCCUGUUGCAGCUGCAGCCAGCUCAGAGGCCGCGCCAGCAGCUGCCAAGGAGGAAGAAAAGGAAGAGGAGAAGGAAGAGAGUGAUGAUGAAGGUUUCGGCGGUCUCUUCGACUAA